Molecule: messenger RNA, 1586 nt
Organism: Phymastichus coffea
Lineage: Eukaryota; Metazoa; Arthropoda; Insecta; Hymenoptera; Eulophidae
Gene: Idh3b
Product: isocitrate dehydrogenase [NAD] subunit beta, mitochondrial
Exons: 6
Coding region: 70-1194 (374 amino acids)
Biological process (GO): isocitrate metabolic process; tricarboxylic acid cycle
Cellular component (GO): mitochondrion
Molecular function (GO): NAD binding; magnesium ion binding; oxidoreductase activity, acting on the CH-OH group of donors, NAD or NADP as acceptor
Source: RefSeq, a predicted model, not a curated record
UUUCGGCUGCUCCGCGCAGCAGCGGGUCGUUUUAGCUCUCGUAUUUGCAGCAUCGGUUGCUCUCAAAAAAUGGCUUUGCUUGUGAGGAAUGUUUGCAAGGUGCUCGCUCAAACUUCCCUGAAAGGAUCAGCUAGAACAAUCCAUGUUGGAACUUCUCGGUUUACAGAAGCUGGCGUUGAUCCAGAUCGUUCUACAAAAUGUACACUUAUUCCAGGAGAUGGUGUUGGACCAGAACUUGUUGUAUCAGUUCAAAACAUUUUUAAAUCAGCUGGAGUUCCAGUAGAGUUUGAGCCUUAUUUUCUGUCUGAAGUCAACCCAACUCUUAGCGCUCCUUUAGAACAAGUAUCUAAUAGUAUUGCUAGGAAUGGAGUUUGUCUCAAAGGUAUCUUGGCAACUCCUGAUCAUUCUCAUACUGGAGAAUUACAAACUUUAAACAUGAAAUUGAGAAAAGAGUUGGACCUUUACUCAAAUGUAGUUCAUGUAAAGUCUCUGCCUGGUGUUAAAUCAAGACAUCAAAAUGUAGACUGUGUGAUUAUAAGAGAACAAACAGAAGGAGAAUACUCUGCUUUGGAGCAUGAAUCUGUACCUGGAGUAGUUGAAUGCUUGAAAAUUGUUACAGCAACCAAGAGUCAAAGAAUUGCUAAAUUUGCCUUUGAUUAUGCUGUCAAAAAUGGACGUAAAAAGGUGACAUGUGUUCACAAAGCAAAUAUUAUGAAACUUGGAGAUGGUUUGUUCUUAAAAUCCUGUCAAGAAAUUGCCAAAUUGUAUCCUAGAAUUCAGUUUGAAACAAUGAUUGUGGAUAACUGCACUAUGCAAAUGGUUUCAAAUCCUCAUCAAUUUGAUGUUAUGGUCACGCCGAACUUGUAUGGCAAUAUCGUAGACAAUCUUGCAUCAGGAUUAGUUGGCGGUGCCGGUGUUGUUGCUGGAGCCAGCUACAGUGCUGAGUGUGUCGUCUUUGAACCAGGUGCAAGACAUACAUAUUCAGAAGCUGUUGGCAAAAAUGUGGCUAAUCCUACUGCCAUGAUAUUAUGUUCGGUGAAGCUGCUGAAUCAUCUUAAUCUACGACGUUAUGCAGAACAAAUAAAGGACGCCUUGAAUCGUGUAUUGAAUGAUGGGAAAUAUCUUACGAAAGAUUUAGGUGGACAAACUUCAACGACCGAGUUUACUAAUGCUGUGAUUUAUAACCUUCGCUAAUUAUUUAUUUGCAAUGUAAUUUUUUAAAUAAUUGACCGAUCGUAGAAAAAUAUUAAAGUAACUCGAUAAGAGCCAUAUUUUUCACAUCAAUUUCAGCCGGUUGUAUUUGGACAUUGAAUGCGUUUAACUGUGAACACUCAGUAAAUUAUUACAUUUUGAUGCGUCAAUGGCCUGUCAGCUGCAACUUGAAGUGAUUUUAUCGAAAAUAGAAAUGACGUUAGUUAAUUGUAAAAUAAAAGCAAAGCACUAUGAACCAUGUAUUACAAUUACCAAAAAAACAGUAUAAAAAUAAGACUCAUUAUUCGUCAUAGACAAUUGUAAUAUACGCGAAUUGUAAAAUAAACUAUAUCACGUCUUUAUAUUUUUGUUAUUUUUUUCACACUAAUACUUGA